CAUCAUAUUCUGGGAUACGACCUUGUAAAUCAGAAUGAUUUAGACAUUUGAAAAUAUAUAUCAAAGUAUGACGUAGUAAUAUGAAAUUGAACGUGAAAUGAACGUAUGUGUUUAUUUAAUUUAAUUAAAAAUUUUUUCACAUGUGAUGAGUAGUGUACAUGAAAAUUCGUGGUCGUGGAUAGAGUAUUUGGUGGAAACAAUCAAUAAACUUGCUCAUGACUUAGCGAGCUCAACAACAUUUGACUUAUCAUUUCAUCCAAUUAAUAGUGUCAUUGACGAUGAAUUACAGCAAAAAUUAUCUGAAUUUUUUAACGAUUUUAUUGGUUUGGUAGCAUUUGAUGAUUUUCAGUUGCAAUUAUUGAAAGUCUUCUUGUUUACAUUUAUUAGUACUGUGGCUUUAAUUUUCAUCGUUUGGCAUAUUUAUGGUCCAAGAAUUUCCGAACAAUUUAUGGAAACAAACUCUGCAUCAGAAGAUCUUGAUUCUUCAUCUGGAGAAUAAUUUGUUGCUUAAUAUAAAUUAUUUAUUCAACUUGUAAUUGUUAAGUUAAAAACAACAAAGUUAUUAGUGAAAAUAAUUAAGAAAGUAAAUUUUUAUAAAAUUAAUUUGCUCUUUAUAAUCUUUCUUAACAUUAAAAAAUAACAAUUAUGACAGAAAAAAUUAAAUCACUUUUUGAAAAAGCAAAAAUAGAUGUAAAAUUUAUGAAUGCUGGAAAAGGACACAAAUUGACAGAUUCAACUAGUACUUCUGGAUCUACUUCUAUAGUAGAACCCAUAAAGAGGGUAGAACCUACGAAAGAAGCUAAAGUAGCUGGUCAAGCAGCUUUAGCAAGAUUAGAAGCAAAAGAAUGUAAUACAAAAAGAUUUAAUACAUCAUAUGCAGCUAUUAAGGCACAAGUAAAACGAGAAUUAGAGCAAGAAAGAAAAGCACAACAAAAAGCACAACAAAAAAAUCAUGUGCAAUCAGAAGAAAAAAUUGAAAAUACAAUUAAAGAUAAUUUUACAUUAGCUGUUACCAAUGUAUGCUAUCGUUGUCCAUAUUUAUCCGAUGAAAUAUUAUCACAAGAUGAAUGGAAAAUAAAGAUAAAAAAAUUUUUAUAUGAACAAUUGAAAGGAGAAGAAGCAGGUUUAACAUCAUGUUUAAUUAUACGAAAUUGUAAUAAUAAAAAAGAAAAAGUUGAUGUUUGUGUUGAAACACUUGGGAAAUAUUUAGAAAAUAUUAUAAAUUAUCCAGAAGAAGAAAAGUAUAAGAAGAUUAGAAUGCAAAAUAAGAUAUUUCAAGAUAAAGUAAUGCCAAUUGAAGGCGCAUUAGAAUUUUUAAAUGCAGCUGGUUUUCGUCAGAAAAAGAUAUUAAAUAAUGAUAAAGAGGAGGAUUUCUUAAUUUGGAAUGCUGAUAAUUGUAGUAUUGAAGAUGUUACAACGUUAUUUGAGGCACUAAAAACUGCACAGCCUAUUCCACUUGAACUAGAUAGAAAUCUUCAAGUAUUGUUACCUAUGCAAGCAAACACAAGAACUGAAUUACCACCAAGCUUUUUCAAUUUAAGUCCUGAGGAUAUAGAAAAAGAACAACAACUUCGAAGCGAAGCAGUUGAAAGAGAUCAGAUGUUAAGAACAAAAGCCAUGAGAGAAAGAGAUGAAAAACAAAAGCUUAGAAAAUACAAAUUCUCAUUGAUUCGUAUCAAAUUUCCAGAUAAUCUUAUUUUACAAGGAACAUUUUUUGUACAUGAAACUUUUCAAAAUGUUGUUAAUUUUGUUAGCGAGAACUUGAUAAAUAAUGAAAGGCCAUUCAGUUUAAAAAAGCUUCCUCAAACAACUUUUAGUGAAGAUACUUUUGAUAAAACUUUACUUGAAUUGGGGUUAUUUCCUGCUACUCUUUUGAUGUUUUUUUGGAAAAAUAAAUCAGAAGAAACAAAUCUCAAUGAAUCUGUAGGAUACUUGAAGGAAGAAUUACUUUCUAUGAUUCAACCUGCUUAAAAAAUUAUUCUUUAUAUAAUUUGAAAAAAUCUUAUUUAAUCUUUAUGAAUUAUGAUUAUAAAUGUUGAAAGAGAUAAAAAUAAGUAUCUCAACGCGACGUACUUUUUUUUUCAUACAAUAGAAACAAUACGAUAAAAAGCAGUUGUAAUAUAUAUAUUCAUUCCAAGUUCUAAUGAAAUAUGAAAUUACAGUAGAGCUCUGUGUAACGUAGAGAUAAUAUGUUUUGUUUCCUUUUCUAUUGUUCUUCGAUAUUUUUCAAUAAAAUUUAUAUGGUUGUUAGAUUUAAAUGUACUCUUUUGAAAGAAAAAAGAGUAUUAUUCAAAAUUGCUUUCAUAAGUAAAAAUUUCAUAAGUACAUUACAUUAGUUUAAAGACAGGAAAUAUAUCUUAACACAUUCACACUUUCUUAUAUCUAUAAUAAUGUAUCAGUGCAAAAAUUAUUAAUUAAAUUUAUGCAAUGA
Apis florea (little honeybee) is the source of this 2431-nucleotide messenger RNA. RefSeq names its product GDI interacting protein 3 (gene Gint3). The record is from RefSeq and is a predicted model, not a curated record. Lineage: Eukaryota; Metazoa; Arthropoda; Insecta; Hymenoptera; Apidae. Gene Ontology annotation, molecular function: protein binding. Gene Ontology annotation, cellular component: cytoplasm.